Messenger RNA from Pteronotus mesoamericanus, 1234 nucleotides. It is a transcript of the gene ZCWPW2, whose product is annotated as zinc finger CW-type and PWWP domain containing 2. Gene Ontology annotation, molecular function: zinc ion binding. The record is from RefSeq and is a predicted model, not a curated record. The transcript has 9 exons. Bases 121 to 1143 code for a protein of 340 amino acids. Gene Ontology annotation, cellular component: nucleus. Lineage: Eukaryota; Metazoa; Chordata; Mammalia; Chiroptera; Mormoopidae.
AGGACGGGGCGGGACCGCGGCGACGCGAAGAAUUGAAGGGGGUGCUCAAAGUGGUGGAUUAAAUGCAUUUUUGGAAAAGAAAAAUUUGAGAGUAAGAUAGUAAACUAUUGUAACACUCCAAUGGAUUCCUCCGUGGAAAACAACAUGUAUAUAAACAAAGUGUGGGUUCAAUGUGACAACGAAAGUUGUUUGAAAUGGAGAUUAUUGUCAAGUGAGGAUGCAACCAAAAUUGAUCACAAUGAACCAUGGUAUUGCUACAUGAACACUGAUUCAAGAUAUAAUAAGUGCUGUAUUUCCGAAGAAGACUUUCCUGAGGAGUCUCAGUUUUAUCAAAGUGGAUUUAAGAUUGUCUAUUCACAGCUACCUCUUGGCAGCCUGGUUUUGGUAAAAUUACAGAGUUGGCCAAGUUGGCCAGGCAUACUUUGCCCUGAUCCUUUUAAAGGGAAAUAUGUCACAUAUGACCUCGAUGGAGAUGUUGAACAGUAUCACAUAGAAUUCCUGGGUGAUCCGCAUUCAAGAUCAUGGAUAAAUGCAGCAUUCGUCGGACAUUAUAGUAUCACAUUAAAGCCAGGAGAAUGUAAAAAUAAAAAGAAGUGGUAUAAAAGUGCGCUACAAGAAGCAUUUCAUCUUUAUGGGUGUUCUUCUGAGCAAAGACUGGAAAUGUGCUACCUAUCAAAACAGGGUAAAUCCAAAGCUGUUGGCAAAGUUACAGUGGUGGCCAAGAAAAGGAUGCCAAUUUCCAAAAACAAUACUGAAAAGAUAAAGCCCAAAUUCAGAAAAAGGAAGAGGAAAGCUAUUUUAAAAUGCUCUUUUGAAAAUGUUUGUUCAGAUGAUGUCCUAUCAGAGGAAAACAUGGUUGUCUCUGAGACAGAAGUUUUACUAAAAGAACUGGAGCAAAUGCUACAGCAAGCUCUGGAACCCACAGUGCCACCAGACGAGUCUGACGAGGACCGUGGAGAGCCAGUAAAUACAGGAGAAAAGUUCUCUCAGUGGAGCCCUGAAGCUUCUGCGAGCAGUCCGUCUGAAAACCCCUGCGAAGAGGACUGUGUUGUAAUUGAUGGGAUAAAACUGAAAGCUGGAGAAUGUAUUGAAAACAUAACUAACAAGUUUAAAGAAAUAGAUGCUCUGAUGUCUGAAUUUUAGGGCAUUAUAGAUAUUUUCAAAAGUAAAUGGUAAAAACAAAGUCAAAAACUUAAAAUGUUGAGUAAAACAGGUAUAUAUGAGUAUUAUAUCA